Aedes albopictus (Asian tiger mosquito) is the source of this 3388-nucleotide messenger RNA. RefSeq lists its product as uncharacterized. NCBI's taxonomy places the organism in Eukaryota, Metazoa, Arthropoda, Insecta, Diptera, Culicidae. The record is from RefSeq and is a predicted model, not a curated record. The transcript is spliced from 10 exons.
UAUUACCCAGGUGGAGUGGUACAAAAAUUUUAAUACGCGUAAUCGAGUAGAAGCAAUCUCAUGAAAAUGCGCCAGUUAAAGAAAAAGAUUAGUGCGUGGUGGUUUGUCAUAUUGAUGUCGGGUUCUUUUGAUCAGCUUCAAGCUCAACGCAUUUGUGUGGCAUGUACAGAUUGUCCCGAUGAAGCAAGUGGUAUCGAAACAACUGUUUCUUGCGGUUCAAUUUCAAUUCCAGGGAAUUGUGCCAUUUUUAUAAAUCGAGAAGGUCGUGUAGAACGUGGCUGUCAGAAUAAUUCAAAUAAUAUUAUUCCUUUAAAAUCGUGUGCGAGUACCAGAUGUAAUACAGAUCGUGUACCUAUUUGUGAGGAAUGUUCCGAUUUGCACACCUGCAGAUCGGUACCUUGUGGAAAGCUAGAUGAUAGAUGCUACGUGAGUAAAUCAGAUGAUCGCCGCGGCUGCACUUCGGAUAGCGUUUACAAUGCAGAGCCGGAAGCUUUCGAAACAUGUGAAACGGAUAAAUGUAAUCGGGUGCCGCGCUGUGUCGUAUGCAACUCUGCUGAGCAAAGCGACGCAGACUGCUUGGAUGAGCCGGAAAAGUUCAUUGCAUCGUGUCCUAAGCAUGGAAUUAUUAAGAAAGAAAAUUGCUAUCGACAAGUUGAUAAGGAGCAGUUCCAGUUAGGGUGCACCUCGGCAGAAGAUGCUCCUUCGAAAUGUGAAGAGUCUGUACCCUGCAGAAAAUGUGAAGCUGAUAGUUGCAAUGCAAAAGCUUUCUAAACGUGCUACGUCUGCAAUAAUCCCGGAAACUGUCCAAAGAACCAGUUGUUCGCCAAUCAGAUACAGUCACUGCCUUGUUCCGAAUACAACGCCGGAUGUGUUAUGGGGUAUGACUACGCUACAAAAUCGACACUACGAGAUUGUUCAGAUGCUUUACCAGCGGAGGCGCUCGGGGACAUAGUCGUAGCGUGCGACACUCCCAAUUGUAAUUUUGCCGAAUUUCCUUCACAUUUAAAAUGUUAUCAGGAAACGUUAGGUAAAAUUGAAUUCUGCCGGUCGCCGGAUGCAACUGAAUGCUUCACAGUGGAAGACCAACUUGGAAAUAAAUUCCGUGGUUGUAAUACGGACGAAGACUUUGCAGAGAUAUGCCAAGAUUUGGGAAAUUGUUCGGUUUGCAGUUCUGAUGGGUGUAAUGAAAAGGAUGUACCAAUGGAAUGCGUGAUUUGCAGUGGACUAGAUCAAUGUCGGAAUGACCCACAACAUCGGCCUUGUGCAGAUGCCAAGUUCAACGAAGGGUGUUACACGUAUCUUGGCAGUGGCAGCCUAGAGAAAGGUUGUCUCAAUGAUCUGACGAGUGGUGGAACGACUUCGGAUGCCAAGGAAGCAUGUGGUACCGAUAAUGCAUUGUGUCACAAGUGUUCUGAGCCGAAUUGUAACGCAGUUCACUGUUUGAAGUGCGAUUCUGAGAUAGAUGACGAAUGUGUGGAAGGGGACCCGGAUGCAGUCGAGUAUGAACUAUGCUCACCUGAAGACAAGUGUCUCAUGUUCAAAGAUGCUCAAGGAUAUACAAAACGGGGCUGCACUAGCAAUUUUGACGCACCUGAUGUUGAAAGUACCGAUCCUGGCAAAAACUUUGGGCUGGUUCCAAGCGAUGCAAUCAAGUGCUAUCAGUGCAACGAAAACUGCGAUGACCUCAAAGAUGAGCAACUUAAAUAUUGCAGCCGUAACGACGUGCAGGGAUGCUAUUACAUUGUCGAUGGAUUUUCCGUUACGAGACGUGGUUGUUUGUCCGAAGAAGGAUUGGACUGUGACAAUGACCAACAUUGCUUCGACUGCGCAGACAAAGACGGCUGUAACGCGGAAAAAAUCAACGAGUGCUAUCACUGCACUUUUGACGACCCGGAGGAAGAUUGUGUCAGCAGCGGGGAUGCUGCGACUUGUUCUACAACGGGAGACUGCGUGGUAUACAUCAAUGCAGAAGGAAAAUUUGUGCGAGGAUGCGAGAAUGAUAUUCCGCCCGCGGAGUCACCGACGUGUGCCAAACCAUGCCAUGGCGACAAAUGUAACAAUAACGAUGUUUGCGACGCUACAACUGACUGUAAUGGAAUAUGUAGCGUAGCUUCGGCCGCUGAUAAGUGUUUGCGUUACCAAAAUGUGGAUCAAGUACAGACGGGUUGUUCCGAAUUUAGGGACGAAAUUUGCGGUUUGGACACUGAGCACUGCUACGCGUGUGAUCAGAAUCUUUGCAACGGAGAUGCCUUAGCGGAAUGCUACACAUGCAUGAACUGUCCAACCAUCGAGCCACAAAAACCAACACAGCUCUGCAAAGAUAUCGACGAUUAUUGUUACACAACUAAACAUCAAAAUGGACUUGUGGAACGAGGGUGCCUAGGAGAUAUAGAUCGUAAACUAACCAUCUAUAUAGCAUGUGAUGGUCCACUUUGUAAUUCUCACUCGUUGUCGGAAGGCAAUUCAUGCUACCAAUGUGAGAAUUGUGGCUCCACCGAUGGAUUAACUCCUUCAGUUUGCAGUGCCCCCUUCGAAGGAUGCUACACUGCACAAGAUAUAACGGACCUUAGUAUAUAUCGCGGAUGCGUGACGGAUGCUGACUUUAAGAUGAAAUGUGAUCAGUUCAAUUGCAUAACUUGUGAGGAAGAAAAUUGCAACACGCAACAAGUUCGAUCACAGCCAUUGUGGUGUUCUUCGUGCUCAGGAACAGCUUGCAAUGAGUACACAUCACCACGCCCUUGCCGAGAAGGCAUGCUCGUUGAUCACUGUAUAAAAUUUGAAAUGUUCGAUAUCGCUACUUAUAGAGGAUGUCUUAGCGAUAAAAUGCUUUCUCAUAUAGAAUGUGAUUGUUAUAACGCCAAGACCUUUUGCCAACUUUGCGAAACCGACUUCUGCAAUUCUCCUGAAUUAUCCUGUUACGAGUGCUCAAGUGCAAGCGGAGAUGGAUUUGACUGCAUUACCCGUCCUGAGGUUCUAGGAAGGACAAGCAAAUGUCACGGCCUCGCGUAUUGCUAUACUCGCGUAGAUGAAAAUACUGGUCACCUAAGUCGAAGUUGUGCCAACCAAAAUAAUGUUGGAUGUAUCGAAGGACCUCUGUGUAAGAGAUGCCAAAAUCACAACUGUAAUGACGAAGCAGUACCGAUGGGUUUGCCGCAACUUUUGAAUCAACCACUGUAACCCCUACGACCGAAUGACACUGGCCUCUUCGAGGCGACAGUUCUAGCAAAACUGGGUGGUUCAAAACGACGUUUGACAACACGAUUAAUGGGUUCCUUGUUGGUCUCGAGACAAAGGUAUAUGACCAUAUUUCAAAAUUAUUUAACAUACUUCAAAACAAUUAAAAUAAUAAACAGAAUAUUUAUACGAAAUAUACUUUUAGCAUUGCACA